Molecule: messenger RNA, 1332 nt
Organism: Olea europaea var. sylvestris
Lineage: Eukaryota; Viridiplantae; Streptophyta; Magnoliopsida; Lamiales; Oleaceae
Product: LRR receptor-like serine/threonine-protein kinase EFR
Exons: 2
Coding region: 1-1332 (443 amino acids)
Biological process (GO): protein phosphorylation
Molecular function (GO): protein binding; ATP binding; protein kinase activity
Source: RefSeq, a predicted model, not a curated record
AUGGGAUUCAAUUCUUUUCAUGGAAUAUUACCAAAAUCCUUUGGUAAUUUGUCAAUAUUUGUUGAAUUUUUUGGUGCCAAUAAUUGUGGUAAUAAAGGUAUCAUUCCAAAAGAAAUUGGUAAUAUGAGCAACUUGAUCCAGUUAGAUAUUGGAGCCAAUGAAUUUACACGAGCAAUCCCUGACACGUUGGGUCAAUUAAGAAAAUUGCAAAAGCUGAGACUUUGUUUCAAUAAACUAGGAGGGUCGAAUUUGGAAAAUCUAACAUUGUCAAACAAUCAGUUACAUAGUCAUAUACCUGAGUCCUUUGGGAAUCCGAUUUCAUUGCAAAAUUUGGAUCUAUCCAAGAAAAAUCUCUAUGGUGUAAUCCCCAAGUCAUUGGAGAGACUAGAGAACCUUGAGUAUUUCAAUGUUUCGUUCAAUGAACUCGGUGGCGAAAUUCCAAAUGGAGGGCCUUUUAAGAAUUUCACGUCAGAAUUUUUUGUAGGCAAUAUAGAAUUGUGUGGAGCAUCUCAAUUUAAGGUCAAGCCAUGCAAAGAUAAUAAAACCAGAUUAUCAAGCAAUACCAGAUAUUUGAAGUACAUUUUACCAUUAGUUGUUGCAUUGAGUUUGGCCAUUGUUGUGGUUUAUGUAAUAAGACGCUAUAGAAGAAGUAUAGUUCCACUAGCUCACUCUACUUCUCUCAUCACCAUCAAGAGGAUUUCAUAUUAUGACGUUCUAAAUGCUAUUGAUAAUUUUGGUGAAGGGAAUCUUAUUGGCAAAGGUAGUAUUGGUUUAGUGUACAAGGGAAUAUAUUCAAAUGGAAUGAUAGCUGCAAUUAAAGCUUUCAAUCUAGAUUUGGAAGGUUCAAACCAAUGUUUUGAUACUGAGUGCCAAAUAUUUUGCAACAUUCGUCAUAGAAAUCUNGCUUUCAAUCUAGAUUUGGAAGGUUCAAACCAAUGUUUUGAUACUGAGUGCCAAAUAUUUUGCAACAUUCGUCAUAGAAAUCUUGUCAAGAUAAUUACUAGUUGCUCUAACCUUGAUUUCAAAGCCUUGGUACUGGAAUAUAUGCCUAACGGAAACCUUACAAAAUGGCUAUUCUCGAGCAACUAUUUCCUAAAUAUAUCUCAAAGAUUGGAAAUAAUGAUAGAUGUGGCAUCUGCACUCGAGUAUCUACAUCAUGGGUGUCAAUUUCCGAUUGUUCAUUGUGAUUUGAAGCCCAACAACAUACUUUUAGAUGAAGACAAGGCAGCCCAUGUUGGAGAAUUUGCCAUUUCCAAGCUUUUAACUGAAGACCAGAGAAUUUCAAUUACCAAGACGUUGGGAAUCAUUGGAUAUAUGGCUCCAGGUAAAUGA